Thlaspi arvense is the source of this 1381-nucleotide messenger RNA. NCBI's taxonomy places the organism in Eukaryota, Viridiplantae, Streptophyta, Magnoliopsida, Brassicales, Brassicaceae. The record is from the annotation of a GenBank genome assembly.
AUCAACACUUCAAAUGGAGUUGUAGAAAACAAGAGAAGAUCUUCACAUUAUUAAUUUGGCGUUUCCGUGAUAGAGCUUGUAAUUAAUCAAGCAGAUGAAUAGGGGGAAGAGAGUGGUUUCUGAUGAUGCGGAAAAAUUCAAGUUCUACAACAAACCUCUAACGAGAUACAGCACAAUUCAAAUUCGCUCACAAGGCAACCCAUUUAUCCUUCCAAGAUGUUUGAGCUACAGAAUCCAAGCGAAGAAACAAAAAAAGUCCAAUUCAUCAGGUGGCGCAAUUUUCAACUAUAUGGACAGUAAUAACAGAAUACUAAAAGCUGAACAUGUGAAGGGAUAUUCUUGUAUAUUUUGCUCAAUGAAAUGUGGAAGCCCCAAGGGAUUGAAACUUCAUUUGACGUCAUCACAUGACAUCUUUGAAUAUAACUUCCGGCUGUCGAAUAAUGAUCACCCGACGAUUGAUGUCUCCAUGAAACCUAUUGCAGUCGAAUUUGGGGAACUAAGUGAUGCAUUGGAGAAGAAGCACUAUUGGAUUCCUUUUACCUUUCGCUCGAAACGUAAGCGAGGCCAAAGAAACGAUGGGCUGGAAUCUUUGGAGUUGCAAAGGAACAGAGGCGCUAUAACAUUUACUCGACUAGAAAUAGGUCAAUCUUCAAAAUCUCAGGCGCCUCUUCGCACUAGGAGAAAAGGGAAACCUAGAGCGCCUCUUCCCUCUAGGAGAAAAGGGAAACCUGUAAAGCUGACCAAGGGCACAAGCACCAGCCUUCUCAAUAAACGGCAGUUCUAUCACUCUACAACAGGGCAGCCAAUGACGCUUGAAGAAGUAAUGACUGGCGAAGACAGCGAGAGUGAUGAAGAAUUAGUAGAUAUGGGAGAACGUUGGAGGAUUAAUACGUUGGAGGAAGUGCGCGACGAGGACAAGAAUUUUAUGUACCUUUGGAGCUCAUUUGUGAGAACGCAAAGGGUGUUGGCGGAUUCACAUAUGCCAUGGGCAUGUGAAGCGUUCUCAAAAUUUUAUGAGAAAGAUCUUAUCAGUUCCGAACCUUUCAGGGACCAGUGGAGACAAUUUAUGGUUAAAUUGUGGGAGUAUGGUCUCAUCUGCGCCAAUACCAUGCACAAAUGCAAUACCUUCCUCCUCAACUCACAAGAAGCAGCAGCUGCCGCAUCAUCAUCCACCUCUCAAGCUACUGCUACUCGCAACGAGUAACAGCCUAUGGAAGCUAUACUGCUAAUCUCAACGAGCAACAGCCUAUGGAAGUUGAUGAAGAAUAAACAGUAACAAUGUGGAUUGUUGAGAUUUUCGUUUCUAAAUGUUUAUUUAUUUUAAACUUCCUGUACUCUGAUCAAAACAGAGAUCGUUCUAUGAUACCAUUCCCUUGUUUCA